Messenger RNA from Limulus polyphemus (Atlantic horseshoe crab), 798 nucleotides. Its product is annotated as adenylyl cyclase-associated protein 1-like. Bases 127 to 783 code for a protein of 218 amino acids. Gene Ontology annotation, biological process: regulation of adenylate cyclase activity; cell morphogenesis; cytoskeleton organization. Gene Ontology annotation, cellular component: cytoplasm. The transcript is spliced from 4 exons. Gene Ontology annotation, molecular function: adenylate cyclase binding; actin binding. Lineage: Eukaryota; Metazoa; Arthropoda; Merostomata; Xiphosura; Limulidae. The record is from RefSeq and is a predicted model, not a curated record.
UUUACAACCAGAUAACAUUUGUUUUAUUUCAAGGGUUGUGAUGUUAAUGACCUUUCGACUAGCUCGUCUCCGCCUACAAAUUGUCCACCACCACCACCACCCCUACCACUCCCAACUGAUGAACUUAUGGGUGGUGGGAGUUCAGUUGAAGGUAGCAGAGCUGCAUUAUUUAAAGAGAUUAAUCAGGGAGAAAAUAUAACUAAGGGUUUGCGUAAAGUCACAUCAGACCAGCAAACCCAUAAGAAUCCAAACUUAAGAAUUCAAGCUGCUUCCCCAUACAAGGGUCCAGCUACCACUGCUCGUCCAUUCAAACCAUACAGUAGUGGAUCGGGGUCUUCUACUGCAACAUCUCAGAAGCCAAGUAAGCCACCAAAGAUUGAGCUGGAGGGAAAGAAGUGGAUUGUUGUAAGUAGGAGGAAGUGUGUCGGCACUGAUCAUAGUCUUAAACUAUUUAACCACCAGGUGAUUAAGAUGCCAGAGUGUUUAACAGUUCUGUUUCAUAUAUUCUAUUUAGAUUCAUGCAAGAAAACGUCAGUAGUGUUUGAUGAUAUUGUUUCUUCUGUGGAAUUCGUAAAUUGUGAGAGAGUCCAAGUCCAAUGCAUGGGCAAGUGUCCUACGAUUGCCAUUGAUAAAACAGAUGGUGCCCAGCUGUUUCUUAGUAAGGAGUCCCUCGAAGCCCAGAUAAUUAGUUGCAAGUCUUCUGAGAUAAAUGUCUGCAUUCCACAGCCAAAUGGUGACUAUGUAAGUGCUCCUAAAAUUAAUAUUAAAGAAUUAAUUACAUAAUUUCCCCUCUGGUGA